Anoplopoma fimbria (sablefish) is the source of this 3694-nucleotide messenger RNA. It is a transcript of the gene dcaf5, whose product is annotated as ddb1 and cul4 associated factor 5. Gene Ontology annotation, molecular function: protein binding. The record is from RefSeq and is a predicted model, not a curated record. NCBI's taxonomy places the organism in Eukaryota, Metazoa, Chordata, Actinopteri, Perciformes, Anoplopomatidae. Bases 235 to 2589 code for a protein of 784 amino acids. The transcript has 9 exons. Gene Ontology annotation, cellular component: Cul4-RING E3 ubiquitin ligase complex; cytoplasm. Gene Ontology annotation, biological process: negative regulation of fatty acid biosynthetic process.
GUGAUGAGUGACAGACAGGGGGAGAGAGAGAGAUCCUGCACCGGAGCAGGAAGCUGCUGCUGGGACUGCCGAGCAGACAAGAGAGAGGAGGUACAAAACAACGUCGACAUCUGCGGGGUUUCCACCAUCAUGUAGCCCCAAAAACAGAACAACAACAGCAGCCGACGACACGACUCUCAGCUGCAGAACAAGAGAGGUUUCUUUAUUAUCGUGUGGUGUUUUUGCACGGUGGCCAUGAAGGAGCUGCAGGGCUGCGGUAUGCGGUCCUCGGUGGGCUUUCUGUCCCGCAGAGAGCUCACCGGGCAGCCGCUCCUGAAGGAGGAGUUCCAGAGGCGGAGGAUGGCCGGCUGCACCAGCCUCUACAAGAAGGACAUGCUCGGCCACUUCGGCUGUGUCAACGCCAUUGAGUUCUCCAACAACGGCGGAGAGUGGCUGGUGUCCGGAGGAGAUGACCGCCGGGUGCUCCUGUGGAACAUGGAAGAAGCCAUCCAUGCUCGGUCCAAGCCUCUGAAACUGAAGGGAGAGCACCUGUCCAACAUCUUCUGCCUGGCCUUUGACAGCACCAACAAAAAGGUCUUUUCUGGUGGAAAUGAUGAGCAGGUGAUUCUUCACGAUGUGGAGAGAAGGGAGACUCUGAACGUGUUCCUGCACAUCGACGCCGUCUACAGUCUGUCAGUCAGUCCGGUCAAUGACAACGUGUUUGCCAGCUCUUCUGACGACGGACGCGUUCUUAUCUGGGACACCCGCGAACCGCCGAGUACAGAGCCGUUCUGUCUGGCCAGCUACCCCUCGGCCUUCCACAGCGUGAUGUUUAACCCGGUGGAGCCCCGGCUCAUCGCCACAGCCAACUCCAAGGAGGGAGUUGGAUUAUGGGACAUCCGCAAGCCACGCAGCUCUUUGCUGCGUUAUGGAGGCAGCAUGUCCCUGCAGAGCGCCAUGAGCGUUCGCUUCAACAGCACCGGCACCCAGCUGCUGGCGCUGCGUCGCCGCCUGCCGCCCGUCCUCUACGAGCUGCACUCCCGCCUGCCCAGCUUCCAGUUCGACAACCAGGGCUACUUCAACUCCUGCACCAUGAAGAGCUGCUGCUUCGCCGGGGACAAAGAUCAGUACAUCUUGUCUGGGUCGGAUGACUUCAACCUCUACAUGUGGAAAAUCCCAAAGGACCCAGAAGCAGGAGGCCCUGGUCGAGUGGUAAACGGGGCGUUCAUGGUCCUGAAGGGUCACCGGUCCAUAGUGAACCAGGUUCGCUUCAACCCUCACACCUACAUGAUCUGCUCCUCCGGCGUGGAGAAAGUCAUCAAGAUGUGGAGUCCCUACCAGCAGCCCGAGAGUCUAGGUGACCUGGAUGGCCGCGUGGAGGACAAGUCGCGGAGCCUGUACACCCACGAGGAGUACAUCAGCCUGGUGCUCAACAGCGGCAGCGGUCUGUCCCACGACUACGUCAGCCAGUCCAUCCAGGAGGACCCGCGCAUGAUGGCCUUCUUCGACUCACUGGUGCGUCGGGAGAUCGAGGGCUGGAGCUCCGACUCCGACAGCGACCUGAGCGAGGAGGCCAUCAUGCAGCUCCACGCUCGCGGACGUCGCACCACGAGGGCCACGCCGACACCUCCCGUCGCCGUCCCUGCCGCUAUUCACCAAAGCGACUCUGAUAACUCGUCGUCCUCCUCUCUGGCUGGACCUGACGCAUCUGGAGGAGAGGAGCGAGCGGGAGCGGAGGUGGAGGAGCGGCUGAGGAGACGAAGCAGGCAUCAGAGGCACCAGUCCGGAUUCCUCGUGAACGAGGACUCGGACUCCAGUGAGUUUUGGCUCGACCCCAUGCCGCGGCCUCGCUCCCCGAGCCCCAGGGACAACUCCACGCUGUCCAGCCCCGCCUCCUCUCCCUCACUUCCUGCCGGAGCCUCCAGCUCCUCCACGUCCACCUCCAGCUCCAGCAGCGACGACGAGGAGCGGCGCAGCGCGGUGAGGCGGCGUAACGUCGGGAGGCGGCGCCGCAUGCACGUGGUCUCCAGAGCCGGGGAUCGACCCGAGUCCGUACAGACUCUGUUCUCAGCCAUGGACUCCUGCAGUUACCCAUCGAUAUCAGUCGAGGACCUCUCCUCCUCCUCGUCUGGCGAGGUGCAGAACUCCCUAAAACCCAGCACUGGCGGAGAGGAGGAAAAAUGUCUCAGCCCUUCUGACUUUGUGUGUCUGAGCCCAGUCAUGUCCUCCGGGAGCCAAGAGAACGAGGACGGGAAUGACAGGACUGAGCUGGAAAGACAUCCAGCUUCACGGUCUCUGGAUGGACGCAGGACUGAAGAAGUUGCCGCCAGCUUGGAUAGCGGCGAGGCUUGUAGCAGCUCGCUGGCUUUAGACAGUAACUCUCCGAGCCGACGCAGCCCUGGAGUCAACGGGCGACACCGGACUGUAGCAUCGUACGUGAGAGAGAACCUCCACGUCUCCUCAGAAUCAGAGGACGAGACCGGCGUCACACCCGAAGACACCAGGCCGAAGAGGGGAAAGGGCCUGAGCGCCCUGAAACGGACUCAUGUGGGAUCAGAGGAGGGCGAGUCAGGCUCCUCCCCCUCAGAAAAGAAGUUAAAAACAUUAUGAGAGCGCUUUCUCAUCCCCGAAAGACGUUUGUUAACAGACAUAACUUAGGAAGUGGUGUUUUUUUUUUAUGGGUUUUUAACAACUCAGCCUUUUCAUUUAGCGUCUUGUAGUCAUGUGACCUGUCAUAUGAACUCUGAUGACUGAAGGAACUGUAAGUAUGGUCAGUUUUUGUUUCCGAACAAACGAAUCGGACGAUGUCAUCAUCCUUUUGGUCAAACCAAAGAUGACAAUAAAAGAUGGAAAACAUAAAAAGGCAAGUUACAUAUUGUUGAUAACGAUGGUAGUUCAAGUGAAACACGUUUAUUUUCAUGCAGCAUUAGUGUUUCGUUCUCAUACUCCGGUUGCAGAAAAAGCUCCACUUAGGAUUUGGAGUUCCUCCAACAGUAAAAACAAACAAAAAAAAAGGUCUUAUGGAGGACAAAAGCUUUGCAGCGCUUUUUAAUUUUGACGGUUUCACACUGAGCGUAAAUCUGAUCGGCUCAUGUUUUUUUAUUUUUAAGUGAUUUCUUGACUGCGACUGCUUCAGGGUGUCUGAAGAAUUGCCUGUGUGAAAUCUUAAGGAGCACCAUUUGUUUACGCUGUGCAUUGAAAAUGCUUUCAGUGUCUCCACCGAUAGUCUUUUGUCUCGUUAUCCGGCCCCUGGGUACCAUUACAAGCCAGCGCUCGCUUUUGUUUUCUUGCAAUUAAAGAAUAAUUUGUUCUCCAGUGACAAUAAUGCAACUUCUUCCUGGGGCUUCGCUGAUUCACAAUAGAGUUUGAUGGGUGAAAUAUUCACUAUUUCUGACACGCGUCUCUCUGAAACUAUGGUAAACAAGUUAUUUUACUGCAGAUUUGGGUAAUUCACUGCCUACGUCUGACAGAGUUCCCAUGGCAACACAGCUUCAAUUCUCCUGUGAAAUGAAUCUGUUCAGCUGGCCUUGACCUGGAGCAACUUUUGGUCAGAGUAGAAUAUUUUAUUGACUGAACAGAAAGCUAUCUUUGCUUUCAUUAAAUGAACAGUUAAAUGAGUUUUCAGUCUGACACACUGCUGAAUAAAACAUAAACAGGAGAACUAAAAUGUUGAUUCAGAUAUCACAAAUAGUUGGGGGGGGUUUAUGAUUUAUAU